Molecule: messenger RNA, 2075 nt
Organism: Linderina pennispora
Lineage: Eukaryota; Fungi; Kickxellomycota; Kickxellomycetes; Kickxellales; Kickxellaceae
Exons: 4
Coding region: 107-1978 (623 amino acids)
Biological process (GO): retrograde transport, endosome to Golgi; protein targeting to vacuole
Cellular component (GO): endosome
Molecular function (GO): phosphatidylinositol-3-phosphate binding
Source: RefSeq, a predicted model, not a curated record
GUGGACUGCGAGCGCUGGCAUUAUUCUCCGGCUCCCUUUCACUCCAAGACACCACCUUUUUUCGAUACCUUAAUAGCUCCUGCGCAAGGAGAAUUUCAGUCUGGAAAUGAGCGACCUCUUCGAUGUUCUUGACCCCGGCGGCAACAGCACGGUAAAUUCCGGGCUUGGUGCCGGACUGCCGGGCAUGUCAGCCACCUCCAUCCGCAAUUGCCUUGACAAUGUCGUUCUGCCGCCCAUAUACACGAUGGCAUACUCUGCGACGAUGAAAGCCGGCGGUGGGGCGAUUACGCGUGACGCUCUGCAACAGCUGCUGAGCAUGACGGACAUUCCGCGCGAGAGCAUCAGCCGCAUUCUGAUGACAGCGGAGCCGAGCGGCGGCGGGGGCAUUCUGACGCAGCGGGACUUCAACCUGGCGCUGGCAAUGGCGGCGAUGGCGCAGAAGAACAUGUCGCCGACGCUCGAAUCCGUGGCCUUCCACAAGGACGACCUUCCAUUGCCCGACAUCUCCGGGCUGCAGGAGUUUGCGGCAAAGGCGGCUGGUGCGGUCAGCGGAGUGGCAGCUGGUGCAGCGUUCCCAGACGAUUCUGGCGACCCCUGGUCGUCAGUGACCAAGACAAAGGCGGCUGCUGUUGGCACAGCGACUGCAGCGAUUGGGGCGGUGUCGGUUUCGGAUUCGGCAGUGGCGGGCUCGGAUGGCGCGGCGGUGAAGAAGGAGCGGUCGGCGGAGAGCAAUGGGCGGGCGAGCGUUAGCAGCGCGAAUACCGGGGCGGUUAGUGUGCCGACGAUUAACAUGGAGGCAGUGCAGUGGCAGCUGGACCUGGAGGAUGUCAAGAUCCAGGAGUCGGCAGAGAAGGGCGGGCUGGUGUUCAAGCACACAAACUACGAGGUGUCGACGCGCAGCUUUGGAGCGAUGGUGGUGAGACGGUACAAUGACUUCUUCUGGAUCUCCAACUACCUCGUCAAGCGCUACCCGUACCGGAUACUGCCAAACAUUCCGCCCAAGGGCUUUCCAGACAACCGGAUAAAGGGUCUGACGCGUUUUGCGUGUGCAAUCCAGCGCACGCCGUUCCUGAGCCGCGACCCAUUGGUGAUCCAGUUUUUCAGCAACACCGACGAGUUCUCGCGGAUCGUCAAGAUUGGCAAUUUCGACCAGGACGCGGAGCAGUUCGACGCCAAGGACGAGGCCGGCAACACGCCGCUGUCGGAGGUUAACCAGACGUACCAGUCCUUCGAGGACUACUACCAGCGCAUAAUGCGCGACGAGGAGCGCUGCCGCACGCAAAUCACGGCCUUGGAGAAGAUCGCGCGCUACAAGCAGGCGAUCGGCGACGAACUCUAUGCAUACAGCGACACACUGCGCACCCGCAACAUGCCGGGCGAGAGCCGCACCGGCGACCCGCAGUUCCACCGACACACUGCGGGCAAGCGCCGGCUCGACAGCAACCUGAACGAGCUGUCGAUGAACUUUGGCGACGCGUCGUUGCUUGAAAAGUCCGAGGGCGAGGUCAUCAAGACCAUCUCGGCGGAGCACCUGCGGAGGCUGUAUGAUAUUGUGGUGGCGAUGAAGCUUCUGAUGGAUAGGCUGCGGCUGGCCGACCGCCGCAAGGAGAUCCAGCGCGUCAAUGAGCGCGCCGAGGUCAGCCAGAAGGCGCUUGAUGCGAUGACGGGCAGGUCGCCGAGCGGGUCGGGCACUGCCACGCCGGUGUCGUUUGACAGAGCAGCGGCCGAGCGGCUCGAGCGCACGCUGCAGGAGGACAUGAAUGAGCUGAGUCGACUCGAGGGCGAGCAGAGGUGCGUGGAGGUGCGGUUCUACCAGGAGCUGGCAAAGUACAGGUGCUACGACAGCUUUUUGCAGACGCUGUAUCACCGCAUGGUCGAGGAGCAGAUCAAGCACCACACGCUGGCGCUGAAUGCGUGGAAGCAGGCGAUUCUGACAGCCGAUGACUUGCCGGCGAACCCGAUGGACUUUAUUUCGUGAGACGGUUUGCAGCAGCAAAACUUUUUUUUUUACUUUAACCGAAUACAAAUCGCACUUUUCGAGGACAUUCCGCAGCCCCACUCCCCUGCCAGCGAAA